Molecule: messenger RNA, 942 nt
Organism: Triticum turgidum subsp. durum (durum wheat)
Lineage: Eukaryota; Viridiplantae; Streptophyta; Magnoliopsida; Poales; Poaceae
Source: the annotation of a GenBank genome assembly
AUGCUUAGCUCAAACGUCUAUGGAACUUGCAGCAAUAUUAUCGACUGCGGUUGCUAUAGGGUCGCCGUGGUCACCGGAGGGAACAAGGGGAUCGGCUUCGAGGUGUGCCGGCAGCUGGCCAGCGGCGGCAUCACCGUCGUCUUGACGGCCCAGGAUGAGACGAGGGGCGGGGAGGCCGCGGAGAGGCUCAAAGCGCUGGGGCUCUCUGGUGUCGUCUUCCAUCGUCUGGAGAUCACGGACGCUUCGGGCGCCGCUACGCUAGCUGGUUUUCUCGAGGCCCGCUUUGGCAAGCUAGACAUUCUGGUGAAUAACGCCGCGGUUUGUGGGGUUGAGUGCGGCCAAGAGUUCGAUAUCAACGAGGAAAAGUUCGCUGGCCUGGAUUUCCACCAGAGAGUUGAGUGGAUGUUGAAGAAUGCCCGGGAGACCAUCGACAGCGCAAAGAACACCGUGCAGACCAACUACUACGGCACGAAGCAUGUUAUCGAAGCCCUGCUGCCUCUGCUUCAAGCUUCGUCCGAGGGAAGAAUAGUAAACGUCUCCUCCAAUUAUGGACUGCUAAGGCAUAUCGGCAACGAGGAGGUGAGGCAGGAGCUCAACGACGUCGACAACCUGACACAGGGGAGGCUGGACGAGCUGCUGGAGAAGUUCAUCAAGGACUUCGAGGCCGGCGCGUUGGAGAUGCACGGGUGGCCCACGAAGUUCUCGGCGUACAAGGUGGCCAAGGCCGCCAUGAACGCCUACACGAGGAUCCUGGCGAGGAGGCACCCUGAGCUGCGCGUCAACUGCGCGCACCCAGGCUUCGUCAAGACCGACAUGAGCAUGGGGUUCGGGGUCCUGACGCCGGAGGAGGGCGCACGCAACUUGGCCAAGGUGACGCUGCUGCCUGGCGGCGGGCCGACCGGCGCCUACUUCGCCCAGGGCGAGGAGGCGCCGUUCGUGUGA